AUGUCUCUCACCAAGGUUAUUGCGAUGGCGCUUGCCGUUAUGCCGGCCCUCACUUAUGGCGAAAACGGCACCUGGCUGGAGAAUAUCGCAGUCCGCAAAAACGGCAUGGUUCUGACCACUCGUCUCGACUUCCCUCAACUGUUGAGGGUCGGCCCCACCGGGGCACGCAACGCCUCGGUUAUCCACACUUUCCCCGGCGUGCGCAGUCUGCUCGGAAUUGCUGCAAUCGAGACGUAUGUCUUUGCGGUUCUUGCAAAACUCUUCUCAAUUCAGACCCUCUCCACCCCCGGCACCUAUGCCUUCUGGAGGGUCGAUCUCACCUCCUCCGCGCCCAAUGUCUCCGUCAUCCCUAAGGUCCCCGAGGCCGACUUUCUCACCGGCCUGGCCCUCUUCGACCGGACCACUUUGCUCUCUACUGACUCUGCUAAGGGUGUCAUCUACCGGGUCAAGAUCUCCACUGGCAAAUACUCGGUUUUCCUAUCGGAUCCCGCCACCAUGCUGUCGUUCAAGGAUAGCCCCAAACCUGUCGGAGUCAAUGGUCUCAAGGAGCACGGCAAGUACGUAACGUACUACAGCAGCACCACCGGAAUGGUCCUUGCCAGGAUGCCAUUCAACAAGAACGCCCAGCCUUCCGGCCCCAUCGAGGUCAUCGCCGGUGGCUUCACGCCCGAUGACUUUGUUGUGACCAAGAACGGCACGGCGUACGUCACCACCAACGCGGAGAACGGGCUGUUGAAGGUCAAGCCAUCUGGCCGCGUGACUGCGGUCGCUGAAGCUUUGUUCUCAUCCACACUUGCGGGCGCUACCUCGAUCGCUAUGAGCCACGACCAGAAGACUCUGUAUAUUUCCACCGCUGGAGGCCAGUUUCAGCCUGUUUCGGGGAUAUCAUCGAGCCAGCCAAGGUGGUCAUUCUAG
This is a messenger RNA of Aspergillus uvarum CBS 121591, 915 nucleotides long. RefSeq lists its product as uncharacterized. Bases 1 to 915 code for a protein of 304 amino acids. The record is from RefSeq and is a predicted model, not a curated record. NCBI's taxonomy places the organism in Eukaryota, Fungi, Ascomycota, Eurotiomycetes, Eurotiales, Aspergillaceae. The transcript has 2 exons.